Alternaria rosae is the source of this 1276-nucleotide messenger RNA. RefSeq lists its product as uncharacterized. The transcript is spliced from 5 exons. The coding region runs from base 1 to 1026 and encodes 341 amino acids. NCBI's taxonomy places the organism in Eukaryota, Fungi, Ascomycota, Dothideomycetes, Pleosporales, Pleosporaceae. The record is from RefSeq and is a predicted model, not a curated record.
AUGUAUAACCCUUUCACGACUGAAGCAUGGACCGAAUACGCAAUUGGUAUUGUCGUUAUAAUACUUCGAAUUACAGCGCGUUGUUGGCAGGUUCGACUACGCUGGGAUGGAGAUGAUUACUUCGCCGUACUCUGCGCCUUCUUCUUUACCGCUGAACUUGUCAUGCUGGAGCUCAUCGGCCAGAAUGGAUCUAUCACUGGAAUGAACAAUGAGCUCGCGUUGCAACUUACACCUGAGCAAAGCCAACGUAUCACUGUGGGUAGUAAAUACCUUCUCGCAGGGUGGAUACUAUAUACGACCCUGAUAUGGUGCUUGAAAGCUUGUAUGCUGUUCUUUUACAGGAGACUCACGCUCAAUCUCCAGCAACACAAUCUCGUCAAGACCACUGGGGUAGUCUGCAUUUUGGCAUACAUCGCUACCAUCAUCGUGUUUCUCACACACUGUCACCCGAUCUAUCGAUUAUGGCAAAUAUAUCCAUAUCCAGGUGAUGACUGCGCGCUCAACAUAUCCAAGUACCUGGCUUUGGUCGUCACAAAUAUAACCACCGAUCUCAUGAUUCUGUAUAUCCCGCUGCCUCUACUCUGGAACGUCCGGCUACCUUUAAGAAGUAAGCUUAUGUACGGAAUUUGGCUAUGCACCGGCGUUUUCAUGAUGACAGCAACACUGCUCCGCUGCAUCCUGUGUCUUCAAGACGUUUCCCAGAUCAACGUUGGUACCAUCUGGUCAAUCCGCGAAACAUUUGUCGGGAUCUUAGCUGUCAACGCACCCAUCCUCAAGCCCUUUCUGAGUAAAGCCAGGAAGGCUAUGUCAUCGAUCAAGCCAUCGAAUGAGAAUUCUGGCCAAAAUCUGCCGGACAGCCUUCGUUUAUCGCAUGUUGAGAGAAAAGGAAAAAGGAGGACUGUACAUGAGAUCGAUAACAUAGACAUGAGCAUGAAUGGAAGCGAAGAGCACAUCGUGAGACAAGGAAUAGAUGAAGGAAGAGCGAGCAGUGAUAUCAGUUCGAGGGAUGAGGGUGAUGCAGUUUAGACUCGGCAUUACGUAGAAAGCACGAUUAAUUGCUACGAGUCAUGAGCCUGUCAGGAGAAGCUGACGCAUGGCAUAGGUGUAGCGGCGACGCUGAUCAGACUGCUGCAAGUUUGCCUCUCUCCUUCCACCAAUGCUUCCUAUAGAGUGCUCUGUCAUUAGAUUGUAUCUACCGUGACAUAAUGUACCAUACGAGUGGUUUUGCCCAAAUCCUUAUCACCCGUGCCUGAACAGGCGUCGCAUUAGCCGCAAG